Molecule: messenger RNA, 1205 nt
Organism: Coccidioides posadasii C735 delta SOWgp
Lineage: Eukaryota; Fungi; Ascomycota; Eurotiomycetes; Onygenales; Onygenaceae
Biological process (GO): regulation of transcription by RNA polymerase II
Cellular component (GO): CCAAT-binding factor complex; nucleus
Molecular function (GO): DNA-binding transcription activator activity, RNA polymerase II-specific; protein heterodimerization activity; RNA polymerase II cis-regulatory region sequence-specific DNA binding
Source: RefSeq, a predicted model, not a curated record
UCAACCUGGGACAUCAGCCAUUGUUGUAUCCAAGAACAGUUCUGCAUUCACCACUUUCUACUGUUUUGCCCAAACUGGACAUUGCACGACAUUUACUUUUUUGUUAUUCCAUCUCAAGCGCCCUGUCCCAGCGGCCAGCCGACGCGCUGAUUGUUGUUGCGCGAAGCCACCGCGUCUGCACAACGUUGAACUUGUGACCCCAUCAGUUGCGCAGGUCUCCUUUGACUUUCCGCAGUCGACUCCCUCCCCUCUGCCCAACUUGCGGUCAGAAUUGACCCAAUCGUCGCCCAACUUCAUCGACCUCUACCCUCCCUACUUCCGCACCCAAUUGCAGGAGAACCCAUCAAGGCACGCAGCCAACGAACUUGCUGUUCUUCCGCACAUACCUUGCAUUUAGGCUCAACCGAGGCGGUCGUGAAGCGAAUAAACCGAUUCAGAUUCGACGAGGAGUGACGUGUACACUGGCUAGCAGAGCAACCCUGUGAUUCCUGCUGAAGUCGCUACCCGUUUCGCGUGUCCAAAAAGACGUAAAAAUCAUGUCGUCGGCCUCUCCUUCGAAUCCCAAGGAACCUGAGGUGGAAUCAGCAGCACAGUCAGGCGACGACCCGGAGCACAUGGAAAGAGAACACCAAGAUACGCAACCGCAAACUCAAGGCGAAUUUGAGGUAAAAGAGCAGGAUCGAUGGCUCCCGAUUGCAAAUGUUGCCCGGAUUAUGAAGACCGCGCUGCCCGAGAAUGCGAAGAUUGCCAAAGAGGCCAAGGAGUGCAUGCAGGAGUGUGUAAGCGAAUUCAUCUCCUUCAUCACCAGCGAAGCUUCGGAGAAGUGUCAGGGAGAAAAGCGCAAGACUGUCAAUGGCGAGGACAUAUUGUUCGCGAUGACCUCGCUUGGUUUCGAGAACUACUCGGAGGCUUUGAAGAUCUAUCUAUCAAAGUAUCGCGAAACCCAAUCCUCAAGGGCGGAGAACCAGAACCGGCCAGCGAGCAGCGAAUACCCUCAGGGUGGACCCGUCGGCGGCACUGGCGCCGCAGGCGCCGGCGCCAUUGGUGGGCCAGCGGCGACCGCACCCGGCUUCGCAGUUCCACCCGAGAAUGCCAACAACAUUUUGAGUACGAAUCUGGACCCGAACGAGCAAGACAACGCGACAUACGGAUAUCCGCCAAUGGUAGGCGCGACGCACAAUGGUGCCGGUGGCGAGACCUACUAG